GGAGGCGCUGAGGGGUUGGGGUGAGACUCAGUGCCCCAAACUCCUGAGUCACCGUGGAAAGAGGGCUGCGCCACCAUCUUGAAGCUGGGCAAACCGAAGCCAGAAAUGCUGCCGGUCUGAACCUCUGCCAGCGUUGUGCUAAAGGGGCGAGCCGGGGGUGGGGAGAGGUAGGGUGGGCGGAAGGAAGCGUGCUUUAUAGGCGUUGUCGGCGUAUAAAGCCGCACUCCAGUCACGUCGGGACGGACCACUUUUUCUACCCGUCUGAGCUAGAAGUUGGUUGCGAACGAGGGACGCCGCGCUGCUCGCCUUCGUGCGAGCGUGGGCAGGGAGCCGCGUAUGUUGCGGCAAAUCGAAACGGUGUAGCUAACGUCUUUUACCAGAUUUUCCAUGCAGUGGGCACUCUGCUGUCGCCAUUGCUCAGCGCUUGCCCAUGUAGCUUCUGGUUGCUAUUUUGAUUUGAGGCAUCCAGGAAAAGGGAGGCGGAGUGUACACAAUGAAGGCGGGGCAGCCACACGGAAGUGACGCAAGAAGCCGCCAUGCCUUUUGAGGGCGGUGACGGCGCCUGGCUGGCCAUGCUGGCUACGGGCACGUCUGGGGCGGUAAUCGUCCUGCCACCCUUGGCUGAGUGCUGAAAUGGCUAACGCUCAGCCCCAUGUAUCUGACUCGUGACGAAUCGUAGACGACCUCCUCUCCGAGGGUGCAGAGGUGCUGGAACGCUCACACUGCCGGUGAACCCUGUCCAUACGGCUAUGUGUGUGGGUCGCUGAUGGGUGAGGGGGCGCCCCGGGCGGGACUUCCGGUCCAGAUUCCCAGCGGGGGCGGGAUUUCCUGUUUUCUUCCUAGAGAAGGGGCCUCGCUGGGCCGCGGGCGUGGUGCAGCCCCGCUCCCCGACCUUCGGUGGUAGGAUCCUCCUGGGACACCCCGCUCCGUGUCCCGUGCUGCAGCCGUUUUCUUCCCUAUCUCCCUCCACACCUGUCCUGGGAGGCCUGCACCUUCCCGCUGGACAGCUCCCCCUUGCUGGUUUGCCCCUAUGAGUCUCACCUCAUAGGAGGCCACAGGCCUAGGAGGUCUGAGUAAGUUGCCCUCCUUUGAGCCGCCUUCACAAGCCACUCGCCCGGUUUUCACACCGCUGCUGUGGCUACCCCGAGAUCUAAGAGGAGCUAGGUCCUGCCAUUUGCUCUCUUCUGUUCCCAAAGAAGUGAACCUAAGCUAACAGUCGUCCAGGCUGUGUCAUCUUGGACCAGUCACCUAAGUUUCCAGCCUCCUUCAUCAGCUAGGAACAGUGGAAGGUGUGUGGAGGAGACGGUGAGCGCCUUCUAAAGCUUUAGGUAGGACUUUGAGGCCCAGCAGACGAGAACUAUCAAACCACUGCAGCUCUCAUCUUGGUGUGUCGUGACAGGGCUCGGAUGGCGUCUGGGCGGCCGGAGGAGCUGUGGGAAGCUGUCGUGGGGGCCGCCGAGCGCUUCCGGGCCCGCACUGGCACUGAGCUGGUGUUACUGACUGCAGCACCGCCCCCGCCGCCCCGACCAGGGCCCUGUGCCUAUGCUGCACAUGGCCGCGGGGCCCUGGCAGAGGCUGCCCGCCGCUGCCUCCACGAAAUCGCACAGGCGCACAGGGCUGCCACUGCCACCCGACCUCCUGGUCCCCCACCAGCACCACAGCCGCCUAGCCCCUCUCCUAGCCCUCCACCUCGGCCAGCCUUGGCCAGGGAGGAUGAUGAGGAAGAUGAGGACGAGCCCACUGAGACAGAGACUUCUGGGGAGCGGCUGGGCUGUAGCGAUAAUGGAGGACUCUUCAUGAUGGAUGAGGAUGCCACCCUCCAGGACCUGCCCCCCUUUUGCGAGUCAGACCCGGAGAGCACAGAUGACGGCAGCCUGAGUGAGGAGACCCCCGCUGGUCCCCCAGCCUGUCCUAAGCCCCCAGCCCUGCCUACCCAGCAGUACGCGAAGUCUCUGCCCGUGUCGGUGCCAGUGUGGGCUUUCAAGGAGAAGAGGACAGAAGCACGAUCCUCGGAUGAGGAGAAUGGCCCGCCCUCCUCGCCCGACCUAGACCGAAUAGCGGCUAGCAUGCGCGCUCUGGUGCUGCGGGAGGCCGAGGACACCCAGGUCUUUGGGGACCUGCCGCGCCCGCGGCUCAAUACCAGCGACUUCCAGAAGCUGAAGCGGAAAUACUGAGUGUGCAGGACGCCGAGAGGGCCGAGGCGAGCGAGAGGACACUGUCCGCUUCGGCCAUUGGUCUUUGCUGCUCCUUCUGCCCGGCAACAGAACAAUUCUUGACGGGAUUGGCUCGCUCCGGCUGGGCGGGUCUAGUUGUAAAAGCUCAGUGGGUCGACUCCGUUUCUUGCCUAGCAACAGCAGCUUCGCCCGCCUUGAGUGGCGGCCCGAGGGCGGAGCCCAGCUGCGGGAGCCGUGCUGCUCCGCCAAUGGCCGGAGAGCCACCGGCCGUCCUUCCUGAGAUUCCUCCCCGCGAUUGGCCCGGGGCUUUGAGUUUAUUACACUACGGGGCUGGGGUUUUGGUCGUUUUUUUUUUUUUUUUUUUUUUUUUUGUCCCGAGUCCUGGCACUUGUACCCUGGGCCCCUUGGGGAUGGUCCCGUCGUGCUCUGCGUCUGACGCCCUCCUAGGUCCCACCGCCAGACAGCCUGUUCUCAAUGUCCUGUACCCAGGACGGCACCAGCUUCCUGUCCCCCGACCCCAACAGGUGCCUUAAAAGGCCCUCUCCCGCCCGAGGUGGGGGGCAGGGGCCUCACUCUCCGGCCCUGGCCUGGGGUGCGGGAGUGGGGUGGAGCGGGAGUCAGGAGGGCCGCUCUGAAAUUAAAGGUUUUACCUCUCACCA
Molecule: messenger RNA, 2833 nt
Organism: Meriones unguiculatus (Mongolian gerbil)
Lineage: Eukaryota; Metazoa; Chordata; Mammalia; Rodentia; Muridae
Gene: Akt1s1
Product: AKT1 substrate 1
Exons: 6
Coding region: 1407-2174 (255 amino acids)
Biological process (GO): negative regulation of TOR signaling; negative regulation of protein kinase activity; neurotrophin TRK receptor signaling pathway
Cellular component (GO): cytoplasm
Source: RefSeq, a predicted model, not a curated record